CUCAACAAUAUUUAAAAUUUAGUAAACCAACAACCUUCGCUGCGAGAACACACGACAUAAGCAUCAAACGUAAAUUACUGUGGUCUCUAAAUAAUUGAUAUCAAGUCAAGAUGAGCAUAAUUAUCGCGUUGUUGGCGAUCACCUUCACGCUGGUAUUUUACUUGUUGAAAUACCAGCAAUCAUAUUGGCAAAGGCGUGGCGUGCCGCACGAUCCACCCAGCCUACCGUUGGGCACACUGAGGGAGUGGCGUCGCACGAAGUCUAUGUGUGAAAUAUUCAAACCCAUCUAUAAGCAAUUUAAGGGCACUGGUCCAUUCUGUGGCGUGUACUUUUUCGUAAAACCAGUCGUUUUCGUGUUGGACCUGGAACUAACUAAGAAGAUACUUAUUAAAGACUUUCAGAAUUUUCAAGAUCGUGGCGUUUUUCACAACGAGACUGCAGAUCCACUCACUGGCAAUCUCUUCCAGUUGGAUGGACCACAGUGGCAAGUGUUGCGUAAAAAGCUGUCGCCCACAUUCACCUCGGGCAAAAUGAAAUUAAUGUUUCCCACUGUCGUGAAAGUGGCUCACGAGUUAAUUGAAGUUAUGCGCGAGAAAACUAAAAACGCACCCGACAAUGUUUUCGAGAUCACCGAACUGCAAUCACGCUACACUGCCGAUGUAAUUGGCUCAUGCGCUUUUGGUCUCGAGUGUAACAGUUUGCAUAAUCCCGAUGCUGAGUUCGUGAUAAUGGGACGCAAGGCGCUGAUCGAACGCAGACAUGGCAAACUAGUCGACACGUUCAUAGAGAGUUAUCCAAGUUUGGCGCGUAAAUUGAAUUUGUGCUCGCUUACAAAAGAAGUGGAAGACUUCUAUGUCGGCAUAGUUCGUAAUACACUCGAAUAUAGAGAGAAGAAUGGGGUGAAACGUAAUGAUUUCAUGAAUAUUUUGUUGGAAUUGAAAAACAAGGAAGGCGCUACCGAUGGACUGUCAGUGGAGGAGAUUGCAGCGCAGGCUUUUGUAUUCCUCAUAGCUGGCUUCGAAACCUCCUCAACCACUAUGGGCUUCGCUCUGUAUGAAUUGGCCAAAAAUCAGGAAGUACAAGAUAGGUUGCGACAGGAGAUCAAUACGACGCUAAACGAGCACAACAACGAGUGCACCUAUGAGAACAUACAUCAGAUGAAAUAUCUAGAACAAGUUUUAUCAGAAACUUUACGUAAGUACCCCGUACUGCCGUUUUUGGAACGUUAUGCAAAGGCAGAUUAUGACACCGGCGAUCCACGCUAUCUCAUCGAGAAGAACAUGCGUGUAUUCAUAUUCAGCUAUGGCAUACAUUACGAUCCCGAGUACUAUCCCGAUCCAGAGAAAUUCGAUCCGGAACGUUUCACUGAGGAGGAAAUUCAGAAACGACCCGCCUGCACUUGGUUACCAUUCGGCGAUGGACCACGCAAUUGCAUCGGCUUGCGUUUCGGCAAAAUGCAGGCGCUAAUCGGUCUCGCAUUGCUGAUCAAGCAUUUCAAAUUCUCCUUUGCACCACAGACACCAGCUGAAUUGACUUACAAAAAAGAGACAAUACUGCUAUCAGCGGAACAUGGCAUACACUUGCGGGUGGAGGCGUUGAAAGACCGCUACAACAAGAAUAGCAAUAACAACAACCGUAAUCUCGCCAUGAUCACCGACUUUUUGAUGAAACCGGCAAUGGACGUCUCGGUGCUUUUCGGCCUGCUUAUUGGCAUCGUCUUGCUAAUUGCGUUUUGUUUACUACGUCAGCAGAGUUACUGGCGUCGGCGCGGCAUACCGCACAGCAAGCCUAUGCUCUUGAUGUCCAUGGGAACCAAGCAUGUAGUGCAGAUUUUACGCGAGUCAUAUCAGCAGUUCAAAGGCACGGGACCCUUUUGUGGAUUCUUUUUGCUAGCCACCAAUACAGCGCUAAUAGUGGACUUGGAGUUGGUGAAGAAGAUACUCGUUAAGGAUUUCAACUACUUUUCGGAUCGUGGUCUGUACACUAAUGCGCACAAUGAUCCGCUUUCGGGUAAUAUGUUCUUCGCCGAAGUUGAGGGUUGGAAGCGUUUACGUGCAAAACUGACGCCGACCUUCACCUCUGGCAAAAUGAAGAACAUGUUUCAUAUGGUUACGGCGGUCGGCGAGCGUUUUGCGGCAACAGUUCACACCCGAAUCGGUGGUGGCGAUGCUGAAGGUCACGGCAAAGUGCUGCUUGUAUCAGACCUUAGUGGACGCUAUACCACCGAUACGAUCGGCACUUGCGCCUUCGGGCUCGAGUGCAAUAGCCUAGAUGCGGAGACACCAGAUUUCGUAUUGGUCACGAAUAGUUUUAUCAAUCGCCGGCGUCAUAACAAACUUGUCGAGGGCUUAAUCUUCAGUUUUCCGCGUAUUGCACGCUUUCUGGGUAUGCGCAUUAUGUCACAGCAUGUGCACGACUUCUAUAUAAAGCUUGUGGAAGACACGCUCGAGUACCGCAAAGGCACGAAAUUGCGACGUAACGAUUUUCUUGACCUACUAAUCGAUAUGAUGGAACGUGAGGAUGCCGAUGGCAAACGUAUUGAAGGUUUGAGUGUGAACGAAAUAGCCGCACAGACCUUUUUGAUGUUUCUGGCGGGAUUUGAGACCUCAGCGACAACAAUGAGCUUUGCACUUUACUUACUGGCGCAGCAUCCCGACAUCCAAGAACGACUAAGGCGAGAUAUUAACGAGGUGCUCGCUGCCAACAAUGAACUGCUCACAUAUGAGUGUAUCAAGCAAAUGAGCUACCUGCAACAAGUAAUAUGUGAGACGCUUCGUAUGUAUCCGAUCGUGCCGAAUCUGAUGCGCAAGGCACAGUCGUAUUACGACACUGGCGACCCAAAGUAUUACAUUGAGAAGGGCACCUUGGUCAUUAUACCCACUAUAGCCAUACAUUAUGACCCACAGUAUUACCCGAAUCCUGAGCGCUUCCAGCCCGCGCGUUUCACUCCCGAAGAAGUUCAACGCCGACCUGCUUGUACUUGGCUGCCUUUCGGCGAGGGUCCACGCAAUUGUAUCGGCAUGCGUUUUGGCAGAAUGCAGACCAGCAUCGGGCUAAUUUAUUUGUUACGUAAUUUUCGAUUUAGUGUCGCCGCUGAAACCGAAAUACCCUGUCCAUUAAUAAAAGCAUCGUGCUUGGUUUCACCAGAGAAUGGCAUCCAGCUCAGAGUGGACAGAGUAGAACGCGCCAAGCCUAUUAGACUUCUAACGCAACCCUUCGUACGUACACAUCGCGCCGUAACACUUUGUGCACCUGUCGGCACGUUUCGCUCAGCUCAGAUAUACUGCACCUCAAUGUUGGGCUAUAGUUUCGUAAUAGCGCUCUACGCGCUCUUAGGGCUGUUCACAAUGUUUGUUGGUAUGAUUCGUUCGCGUAUGCUCUAUUGGCAGCGUCGCGGUGUAGCACACGACCAGCCGGCUUUUAUAUUGGGCAAUCUGCGAAGUCUUGCCAUCACGCGCCAACUCGGCGUGGCAUUACGUGAAACUUACGAUAAGUAUAAGCAUAGUGACGGUCCGUUUUGUGGCUUCUACUUGUUGCUCAAUCCAGUAGCGCUAGUGACGGAUUUAGAUUUGGCACGCAAUAUACUCGUACGAGACUUUCAAAAGUUCGACGAUCGUGGUUUGUACCAUAAUAAACACGAUGAUGCAUUUUCCGAGAACCUGUGGAGUUUAGAGGGGGACGCAUGGCGCACGUUGCGCAGAAAACUGUCGCCGAUUUUCACGACAGGUAAAACACAAUCCCUCGUACCGCUCGUCACCAAAGUUGGCGAGCAGUUAAAGCAAACAUUAGCGAAACAACAAAGCACCGAUGCUGAACUGAAGGUGCAAGACCUUGUUGAACGUUACACCACAGAUGUUAUUGCCAACAGCGUACUCGGUUUGGAUUGCAAUAGCCUUGAAAGCCCGGAUACCGAAUUUCGCAUGGUCAUACAAAGUUUCGCCUCAAAGCAACGCAACAGCUUAGCAGUUGCCUUAAUGCAGUGCUUGCCAAAGCUAGCACAACGCUGUCACUUAUCCCGGACAUUGAGAGAAGUACGAGAUUUCUAUUACCGCCUAGUCGGCGGUACAAUAUUACAACGCGAGGAGAAUAACAUAAAACGCAAUGAUCUAAUGAGCGCACUGAUCGAAUCGAAAAACACUGAAGAAGGUGGACACAAGUUAACUACCGACGAGAUCAUUGCAAACUCCGCUUUGUUCUUCAGCGCUGGCUAUGAAACCUCAUCAGCAACUUUGACUUUUGCACUUUAUGAAUUGGCACUUAAUCAAAAGACUCAAACCAAAUUACGCAAAGAAAUUACAGAGACGCUAGAAAAGCAUGGCGGCAAACUUACCUCGGAAUCACUGAGCGAUAUGAGUUACCUAGAUAUGGUCAUUGCAGAAACUUUACGCAAACAUCCGAUAAAUCCCUAUAUCGAACGCGUUGCGAAUGAGGACUACGAAACCACAAUGGCAGGUUAUGUUAUAUAUGCUGGCACUAAGGUGCUCAUACCUGUUGAAGCCAUACACACUGAUCCGGAGUUCUACCCUGAGCCUGCGAAAUUCAAACCAGAACGUUUUGAAACUGAAAAAAUGGGUCGUCGCCAUCCGACGGCUUGGUUACCCUUUGGCGAAGGGCCCCGCAACUGCAUUGGCAUGCGUUUGGGCCAGUUACUAAUCCGAAUUGGUCUCAUAUCCCUACUGAGUCAGUUUAAAUUUUCACCAUGUCCGCGCACUCACACUCCGUUGGAAUACGAUGACACAAGUCCACUCUUAAAGCCGCAAAGUGGAUUGUAUUUACAUGCAGCGAGACUCAGUUAGCUGAAAGAUCGCGUGUUUAGACGAAAUAAGCUCGGCUUUUACUGAAGACUUGUGGAAAAGGCUUUUUAGAAAAUGUUCUCGAAUCCAUAAGCAUGUUAUAUCUUUCAUUCAGACAGUGAGUCAAAUGUUCCGGUUACAAAAAUAUGUACAUAGCAAGAAGUCUUAUGAAUUGUUGAGAUAUUUUAUAAGAAAUACACACUUGUUUAUUUAAAAAUUAAAUUCAAAUUAAGUAUA
Messenger RNA from Bactrocera tryoni, 5030 nucleotides. RefSeq lists its product as uncharacterized. The transcript is spliced from 7 exons. Lineage: Eukaryota; Metazoa; Arthropoda; Insecta; Diptera; Tephritidae. The record is from RefSeq and is a predicted model, not a curated record. Gene Ontology annotation, molecular function: oxidoreductase activity, acting on paired donors, with incorporation or reduction of molecular oxygen; monooxygenase activity; heme binding. The coding region runs from base 111 to 4796 and encodes 1561 amino acids.